Oncorhynchus kisutch (coho salmon) is the source of this 3112-nucleotide messenger RNA. Its product is annotated as zinc finger protein 19-like. The transcript is spliced from 3 exons. Gene Ontology annotation, biological process: regulation of transcription by RNA polymerase II. Gene Ontology annotation, molecular function: DNA-binding transcription factor activity, RNA polymerase II-specific; RNA polymerase II cis-regulatory region sequence-specific DNA binding. The record is from RefSeq and is a predicted model, not a curated record. Lineage: Eukaryota; Metazoa; Chordata; Actinopteri; Salmoniformes; Salmonidae. Gene Ontology annotation, cellular component: nucleus. The coding region runs from base 404 to 1837 and encodes 477 amino acids.
AAGAUUAUUGUGGAUUCUGUCACCAUGAGCCUUAAGACACAACUCAAGGUAGUUUAGGGUAAUUUGAACCAAAUAUAAUUUGCAUUUACUAUUCCUUUAACUCCCAGUUAUGACCCCACCCAGUAGGUGGCCGUAAUACACGAUUUUGGUGUAGUUCGCCGACAAAAACCUCAAAGAAGAAGACGUAAAACCGAAGCGAGCCGUGACCAAAAACUAUUUCCACUUUGCGAUUUUGUUGUCAUUUAGACGUUUUAUUAACACCCUGGAACUCAAAAUAUUAUUAAUUUAUCUUCACAGCAUCGCACACUUACCCCCAGAUAUGAUUUAAUUCGCAUUGGAGACAGGACUUGGUUGAUAGAUGUUAUCUAGGUAACGCUAGCUAGUUGCGAAAGUUAACCUAACGAUGGCUGUGGUUUUUCACACUCAAAUAGCCUCCAUUAUGGAGGUGCUAGCGAAUGCAGCCGUGGCAGAGAUUUGUAAACUCGUAGACGACGACUAUGCAGUGUUUCGUUUGGAAAUAACUCAAAGCCAGAAAGAAAACGGGGCAUUACGGAGGAAACUACAGUUACUGGAACUGAAGAAGGUGGCGCGAGAGCGCGUCCUCGCCAGUUGUCCCAGUAGUGUCAAGAUCCUCGACCGAUACAGAGGAUUGACAAGAGGCCACGUGAGCUUUGUGAAGCCAGCAAGACACAAUACAUGGAGAGAUGACCAACCAAUCACUGUUGAUGAGGGGAGUGGAACCUCAACACAGCAUGUUAUUGUGAUAGAGUCUGCAGAUGCUGAAGGUCCUGGUGUCAAGCAGGAGAGUUCUGAAGGAGAGGAUGACCCACGGCACAUCCAAACUGGAGUGCCUCCUGUAGCCAUGGAGGACCCCACCACUGCCCCAGCGGCACCCAGGACCCGACGCAGCAUCACGGAGGUUGGUGGAACUCUGAAUGCCACCCUCAAGUCAGAGACAGACACCAAGAAUUUAACAGGUCUGGGGCGAUUGGGCUGUCCUCCUGCUCUCCGCUCACAAUAUUUACUUGAUGGUAACCCAAGCCCGAGGAUGGAUCUGUCCAAUCAGGACUUAGGUGACACAUUACAGACUGGCAAUGAUCCGUCCUGUUCAUAUGCUACAGAGAUGAUACCUGGUGAUAUGCCAGUCAUCUUAGAUACACAGACUAAUCCAAUGAGAGGGGACUGGAACCGGUACAGUAGUAGUGUAUACCCUGAAGGGUGCCUAGAUAAGAAAGGGGAGGUUAUAGUGAUAGAUGAGGUGACUGUGAAAGUGGAGGGUGCUGCUCCUCUGACAUGGUAUGCAGACAGGACUCACUUAGGAGAAGGCCAUUCACAGGGCAACACCAGUGACUUCUUAGACUGCAGGGAAAGCUUAGAGACAAAUCUAACUGUUGCAACCCACUCCCCUUUACACACGCUCAUCAGGGAUCACGACCCACUGUCCACGCCGAUCUCACCUUCCAAUUCACAAUACCUUUUCGAUCAGGUAUUGAACUCAAACAACAGGGCUAGAGUCCAGGCUCGGGGAGGGGGAGCCACAUCAGGCAAUAGCAAAGAGAAACGGUUCCUCUGCAUGUUCUGUAACAAAGGCUUCAGCAGCUCCCAGAAGGUGGAGAUCCACCAGAGGGUCCACACAGGGGAGAAACCAUACAGCUGUAUCCAGUGUCAUAUGCGCUUCACCCAGGCUGGUGACCUGAAGAGGCACCAGAGGGUCCACACAGGGGUGAAACCCUUUAGCUGUACCACGUGUCACAUGAGCUUCGCCCAGGCUGGCAACCUGAAGAGGCACCAGAGGGUCCACACAGGGGAGAAACCCUACAGCAACCCUCAAGUGUGAGAAGAGGUUCUCCCACCAGCACCAACUGAACAUGCACUUAAGUCCACACGGGGGAAAGACCAUUUGCCUGUAUGCACUACGGGAAGAGGUACUCCGAGGAUACACCAGCAGAAAAAACAUUCCACGGAUUGACAUAGAAAUGAACCAUUCCACUCGAUAGCUGCUGACGUUUAGAUCAAACCUUGCAUUAAAGACAAAGAUAAAUGUUAAUUGGUGUCAGCAGAAAAGCUCCACAUAUGCAUUUGGAAUAACAGAUUUCAGUGUUGAAUACUCCCGGGUAGAACAUUGCAUCCAGACAUGAUAUAAGCCUAAAAAGUCAGUUUCAUGGUGUUUGUACUGUGUAGGAUAUGAUGUUCAACUACCUAAUGUUUUUCCCAAGACACUUUUAUUGAGAAAAUGAAUGCAGUUUAUCAAGUUCAUUCUGAUUUUUAGUUGAGACGUAUGUGUGGUUUUAUAUGGUGUAUUUAAAUCCCAAAAUGGGGCUUUUCAUUAAUUGAGACUCUCUUUAGUAUAUAUCACAUCUGCUCUCACCCUAGUCUUAAAACACCAGGCAGCGCUUUAUAACCAAUAUACAUGUUUAAAAAUUCUAAUUUAAAAAAAAUUUAAAAGCCAUUCGACAUGCUUGAAUGGACGCGUUUUUGAAUAGCCAUUUUUACAUGGUCCUUCAUAUCGCCAGAUUCUGACUCGGCUACAGUUAAGAUGUUCAAUUACCCAAAAGAGGCUUAAAUGUUGCUCAGAUGAGUUACCCUGCCCUCCUAAGCCAUAUGAGGCUGUUGUCACCACCCGCUACACAAAGACGAAGCUGUCGAGUCCCAGAAAAUGAGCAGCGAGGCCUUACACACCUCUCUCAUCACACAGUCAACCAUUGGUCAGGUAGUGACCACCCUCCCCAGCUGGGACCUGCCCCGUGAGAGAGAAGAGAUCAGGAGGAAAGAGCUGUCAAACAUAUGGCACGCAGCUAUACAUUUGUUAUAUCACUUUCUUCUAUAUAUGUUUUGGGGGGUGGAGGGGAAACAAAUUCAUAAUACAUUAAAAUGACUCAAACCAAAUCGAAACUGUAAAAAUUAUAAUUGACUUACAUUUACAGUGCAUUCAGAAAGUAUUCAGACCCCUUGACUUUACACAUUUUGUUGAGUUACAGCUUUAUUCUAAAAUUGAUUCAAUAGUUUUUUUCCCUCUCAAUAUACACACAUUACCCCAUAAUGACAAAGCAAAAACAGGUUUAGACAUUUUUGCACGUUUAUUAAGAAUAAAAACAGAAAUAUGUAAAUGUGA